Rhodamnia argentea is the source of this 1655-nucleotide messenger RNA. Its product is annotated as protein IQ-DOMAIN 9. The coding region runs from base 432 to 1379 and encodes 315 amino acids. Gene Ontology annotation, molecular function: protein binding. The record is from RefSeq and is a predicted model, not a curated record. Lineage: Eukaryota; Viridiplantae; Streptophyta; Magnoliopsida; Myrtales; Myrtaceae. The transcript is spliced from 6 exons.
GAGUUGUAUUUCGUUGGUUGAGACUUUGAUUGAGCCGAAUAUGGUGGACCAAGGAGGGGAGAGAGAGAGAGAGAGAGAGGGCUCCAAUCAAGGAAGAGAUAGAUAAAUACAAACGUUUUCAUCGACCCCAUUUGAUGAAUGAAUCGUUUUUUUCUCAAGGAAAAGAAAGAAAUUCUCGGCAGAACUGGAGGUGGACCUUUGCAAAUCCACAGUCCACACCCACUUUUUAUUCUCUCUUCUUCUUCGCUGUGACUACCCUUUUCUUCGAGCUUUCUUGUGCUUUACUACUAAUAUUAUCUCCACCACACGUCUUUAGGGAAGACCUUUGAGUACCCAUUUGCGUGAAAAGAAGAAAAAAGGCGGUCAGAGGACUGGAGCUCAUCUGCUUCUGCGGGGCGUUUCUCUUCAUCCGGAUAAAGGCACUUAAAGAUAUGGGUUCUGGGGACUGGUUCAAGUCUAUAAUCAACCUGAAGAAAGUGAAGAACAAUGGUUCAAAGCAAUCGAAGCGCGGAAAACAGGCAUCUUCAUCUCCUGGGAAGUCAAAUUCCUUCAAGUGGAAGAGCCACUCAAAUAAAGAGUCUACAACUUUGGAAAAUGGUGCUACUGCUGGAAAAAGUUCUCUUGGCAUGCUCCUUGAGGAUAGAGCCGCACUGCGAAUUCAAACAGCAUUCCGGGCAUAUAUGGCAAGGAAAGUGUUACGGCGUUUGAAAGGGAUAGUAAGAUUGCAGAUCCUGACACAAAACUUUUCGGUCAAAAAGCAAGCAAUGACAACAUUGGGGUAUCUUCAUUCCUGGAGCAAAAUACAGUCCCAGGUCAGAGAUCGCCGUCUUUGUAUGGUGACAGAAGGGCGGAUAAAACAGAAGAAGUUGGAGAACCAGAUGAAACUCGAGGCUAAACUCCAUGAUCUUGAGGUCGACUGGUGCGGUGGCUCUGAAACCAUGGAAGAAAUUCUUGCAAGGAUACAUCUGAGAGAAGAAGCAGCAGUUAAACGCGAACGAGCCAUGGCAUAUGCCUUUAACCAUCAGUGGAGGGCCAGCUCCAACACCAAUGGUGUGAAGAAUAGUGAACUCGGAAAAGCAAGUUGGGGGUGGAGCUGGAUGGAGCGAUGGAUCGCUGCUCGCCCGUGGGAAAGCCGAGUACCUACUCAGACCGUUAGCCCGAAGAAACCACUCAACAAGCAGGGAAGUAAUGUCGCUAAAAGCUUGAACCAGCAAACGCCAAAGGCCGUGGCUUCACCGAAACCUCCUCCGUCCUCCAACGGGAAGGCAACUACGAAGGCGAGGAGACUGUCUUACCCAGCAGCCGAAAAGCCUGCCAGUCUGCUCUCAGAAAGUAAAUCUGAGGAAGCAAACACUAAGAAAGAAUCGACGGUUGCUUAACAAGAAGAUGAUGGGUGGUGCUGAUUUUCUUUUCCAUCCUUUGAGUUGCAAAGACGGCGAGGGAAAUGCUUUUGGUUUGUCAUUCAUUGUUCCUGAAAUUAUGUGUAUAGCUUUUGCUUGAAAAUUCUGUUGGUUUGAGGUGAAAAGACUGGCGGAAUAGACUGGCGGGAUGCAUAAUCUUGUCUGCUCAUUUAUUUGUUUUUCUCUUCUAUAAAUGAUGUGAUUUAUAUUGUAUUUAUGCUGUAUAUAGAUAGUAUCUUGAUCCAUUUGUGGAAA